AUGGAAUAUUCGCGAGUGUCGGAAGUUGGGAUUUCAGUAACGGAGAAAUUACAAACGUUGGAUAAUCGACAAGAAUCGGCUGAUAUCCAAUCGCAGGCGACGCGAACAGAGCAACAAAUGGAAGAUCGUUUGUGCACGGACAGUGAGGAGCUGAAAACCACGGAGCUAAUAGAGAAGAUGGUGCGAGGUUUACGCAAUUUGCAAAUCGGAGAUACGACUUCUGUGCCGUUCCACCUGUCCAAACUAGAGAAACAGGUGAAGCACGUCGCGCACAACAUGGACGUUUCACAAGCGGACCCGUCCACCCCCGUGGAAACGCGCGAGACUCAGGGUCAGGGUGACAUACGCGCGGUGAUCGAAACAACAACGGACCCAAUGUGCACCAGACUGGAGAAAGAAUCCGACAAUUCGAACGAAGCGACCAGGGUAUCGGUCAGUCUGCUCUACCGGAUGAUCGAGGAACUAGAAUCCAAGAUGGCGGAGUCGAGCGAGAAGAAGGACGCCGAGUCGGAGACGGUCAGUAAAGACAAGAUCGAGAUAUGGGAAGAAAGAGAAGAACGAUUCAUAAGAAGCAUCGAAAGCGUCGACGACACUGAUCAGAACGUCGAUUCGCAGCCGGAAAAUGACAACGAGAGCGUCGCGUUCCCUUUCGUCACAUCCUCGACACACCUACCGAGGAAUGCUUCGUUGGAGGAAGUGGCCAUCGAGGAAAUUGCGUCUUCUCCCGACGAGGAAGACUGUUCACCGGACUCAACACGCAAUAACAAAACGAAGAAGAAAUUGCACAAUGGCGCACAGUCUGGUGACCAGAAGAAGGGUAUCCUAAGCAGAACGCGGAAAUUAUUCCGUAGCAUGUUCGGCCGUCGGAAGAAAUGAUUCGAACGUCGAUUUCGGAGCUCCAGAGUUCUUUCCUCGAACGCGCAACAUCUAAAUG
Eufriesea mexicana is the source of this 934-nucleotide messenger RNA. RefSeq lists its product as uncharacterized. The record is from RefSeq and is a predicted model, not a curated record. Lineage: Eukaryota; Metazoa; Arthropoda; Insecta; Hymenoptera; Apidae.